GGUCGUGGCGGGGGGCAGGGAGGCGCCUUGCAGUACUCCAGACGCCGCACCUCACAGUCUUGGCAUGCGAAGGUCGCCGCGCACCCACAACAUUCGUAGGGAAAUUUCGAAUGCAAAUGUUGAGUUUGAAUAUAGAGCAGAAUGCGAGCGGCGGCGGCGGUAAUGGCAGUGGUGGUGGUAGCGAUGAUGGAAUGUUGACCACUUUCCCUGCUGAGGCGGGCGACCUCCGCCUCCGAGCCACGGCCGCCGCCACGCGCUGCUCUCCUGCUCAGUUGUGUGUCAGGCGUGCUAGAGGCCAGACACAACUCGUCCGGUCCUCCGUCCCCUCUCACGUGCCUUAUAACACCCUCGGUAGCGCAGCGCCUUGUGGUUGUGUCGAGAACAGUCGUGUGGUGGAGUGAGCAGUGAUUGGCCAUGCUGACAGUGUGUUGUGUUGACGCCUGUGAACGGCGCCGAAAUCGAGUGUUGGAGCCCUGUUAAGGGAUAUGCUGCGUGGCGGGGGCUUGUGCUUGGCAGGGCCGGGGGACCCUGCGCUAAACAAAAUCUCCCCCAGGAUCAGGGCCCUCCAGGACCGCCUCAUGGACUCUCUGCCAUCUGACGGCGCCUGGGAAUGUCUCUCGCCUGCCCAGCGUGAAGCGAUCUUGUCCCUCCACCGCUCACGCACCACCUCCACCGAUGACUCCAGUGAACCAGGGGAGGGAGGGCUCCGCAGGCCCUUGCGCUCGCAUGCUGCCUUUGCUCGUUUCACGCGUAGCCGAAGUUACGAUGACCGUCUAGAGAGUGAAACUGAUGACUCCGGCGUGCGGGGCAGCGGCGCCACGAGCCACAACAGCCUGGAGGAGGACUCCAGCGACAACUGCCUGAGGCGCGGCCGCCUCAACAAGGGGCUGGAAGGCCAGGCAGGGAAAAGUGCUCGAGAGGGCCAACAUGAUCGAGGUGGUCGCAAGGGUGAGGCCAAAGGGCUUGGCAAAGUCAAUAAAAUAAUAUCGAAGCAAAUGGGCAAAGCUUCGGCGCCCUCCAACAUCACGCUGGACUGCCGCAACGUUCAGGGCGAGAAGCGACGCCGCUCCCGUGUGGACGUGGACGGACCCUUCAGGGACCUGGAGGCCAUCAGGGAACGGGACCAGGAGAAUGCAGUGCCUCAGCCCAUCAGGCCCAGGCCCGGGCCAUGCCGCAGAACACCACUGGCGGAAUGUGACGUCCAACUGCAUGGCCUGAAGGAAGCCCACCUGCAGGCCCUUCGGGAAGUAAAGGAGAACGGGUCUUCCGAGGAAUACGACAGUGGCGUCAACCUCAAGCACGAGGACAGCACGGACGAGUACAUGAAGGGCCAACAGAGCCGUGCUGAAGUUUCCAUGGAUGGUGAGUGUGACCGUUCUCCACGCAGUGACCUCAGCCCCUCACCCACCUCUCCCCGCGGUCACCCCGACGACCUCGCCACCGGAAGACCCUCAGCAGAACGGGAACCGUUUAGGGGCUGGGAUCACUCUGUGGAACGCGGGGGCAACAAGGGCAGGUCACGUGAGGGCCGGGCGAACAGGGCUCCUGGGGAGUCACGCAAGAAAAUAGGUCAAAACACCAAGCUCAAUUCUGCUUUUGAUUACCGCACCUGCCUCAAUCAGGACCAGGCUGGACGCUACACCAGCAGCUGGAACAACAUCAUCCUUAACCGUAGAGUCCCCAUCAAGGCCACCGGCGCCCCGGCUCGGGAGUCACGCUUCACCAAGAACGCUGCAGGGGGUGGCGGCGGCGUGACCCGCUGCUCUGGGAACGUGGCUGGCAAGACUGCCGCCGCUGUCGCUGCCAACAGGAAGCCUGAGGCCCUCAACUGGAUGGUGAUGCAGCCGGGCCAGACCCCCGACAGGCCUGUCUCUAGGAAAUACCUCCGCAGCAAGAGUCUGGAUCGUAAAUACAUGGACGACGACUCAAGUGACGAAGACAGUGACUUCGAAACGAGGCGCCGGACGGAGCGAGUGAGGAGGCAGCAGCGAGCCAGCCAGGAGUGGGAGGCAGGGCGGGGCAGGCAGUUGCCCCAGGACCGGGGUCGUCCGCGGGGCCCCGUCAAGGCUAAGAGCGACUGGGACUUGACGGGCAACGAAGAGAAGCUGCAAGACGAUUUUGAUGACUUUGAAAACAUUGGAUUCCGGACGCGGAGUGACUUCCGAAGCCGCUGGGAGAGCGAGGACCGUCACCGGAAGGGGAUCGACCACAGCCAGGUGGGUCGCGGCGUCCCGGGGAAUCGCAGGAGCUGUGACUUCGAACUGGACUUUCAUCGUCAGGACUUGGACAUGAUUUGCAAUGACAAGCUUGAUUUCGACCGCAAACGGUGGUACCGCCGCAGCUGUGAUCUAGACCUGGACUUUGAGCUGCACCACGGACAGAAGCGCCGCGAGGAGCAGCUCGACGCGGAGUGGAGUCGCCGCGCGCAGGAGCAAUACCCGAUCCCGAUGGAGGCUGAGCUGCUGCCUGCCAUGGCCAAGCGAGGCGGCGCUCGCCUCACCGAGCAGCAGAUGAUGCAGCUGCACGCUCAGGGCAGGAACAGAAGCCGGUGCGAGGAGAUGAUGGCCGACGAGUCCUUCCACCUCGAGAUGGAGGGCGGGCGCAGGCCGCGGCCUGAUGACCUGGACGGGGAGGACACGGGGCGCCGCACCCGCUUGGAGGACUACUACCGCUCCCGCACCAGCCUGGGCCACCGCGGUCCUGACAAGCGCCCCCGGAGCCGCACCCCCCACCUGCUGCGCGAGAACGGGGUGCUGAGCUUCGAGAACCCCAACUACACCCUGGCCGGCGGCGCUGACCCCCGGCUCGACGACGCCCUCAACAGAAACAGUGACGAUACGUUGGAUGGUGGUCUGGCCGCCCUCGAUUCGCUGUACUCUGAGCUGGACCACGUGUGCAGCUUGAACCGCACCGCCAGCGUGAGGAACCGUCGACAUUAUGCGCAGCUGGACGUGGGCUCCAUGGGGGUCGACGUAGCGAGCGGCCCUGUGACCAACUUGGACCAGGCCGACCACCAGAACAACAGUCUGCUGGACAAUGAGUCGAACAUAAUGGGGAGGAAGCAAGGCCUCAGUUACACCCUCCACCAGCCGGACCUCAUCGAGCACGUCACGACCAUCCAGCAUCACCAGCAGGAGCAGCAACCCAACAAGGCGGAGGAUGUGGAGAGCGAGGACAAGCAUAUGCUGACCCCUGAGGGCGGCGGUGACUCGGGCGUGGUGACGGAUGGCGGCUCCACCUCCUCGUCCACCUCCUCCCAGCAGAGUCGCCAGUCCCCCACCCACAUCCCACACAUGACCCCCGCGCACACCGAGGACCUGUACGCCUUGCCCGUGAAGCGCAGCACUGGCCAGGGUGGGGACGGGGGCGAGGAGAAGGCCGACCCGCCCACCGAGGACACACUGCCGGCGGGCUGGGAGAAGCACGAGGACAACGAUGGGCCUUACUACUGGCACAUCAAGAGCGGCACCAUCACUCGCACGCCGCCGGAGCCUUCCCAGACGGUGCCCGCCGCUCCUCUCCGGGCCGAGCGUCGCAACAGAGAGCCAGACCAGAACAGCGGCAGUGUGGGCGGCACCGUCACCCGCAGCAACACCUCCUCCGCCCUCUCCGAGCUCUCAGACUCCCGCCCUCGCACCGCCGCCCUCGACAACGCCUACAAGCGCAGGAGCUACCCGGCCCGCAGCGACAUCACGGAGGGCAGCGGCGGGCGGCCCAUCCGCUUCGCCGUGCGCUCCCUCGGCUGGGUGGAGAUCGCUGAGGAGGACUUGACCCCCGAGCGCUCCUCCAAGGCCGUGAACCGCUGCAUCGUGGACCUCUCCGUCGGCAGGCGUGAUGUGCUGGACGUGGUGGGCUGCUGGGGGGAUGGCAAGGACCUCUUCAUGGACCUGGACGAAGGCUCCCUCAAGCUGGUGGACCCCGAGAACCUGACGGUGCUCAACACGCAGCCCAUUCAUACCAUCCGCGUGUGGGGCGUGGGCAGGGACAACGGCAGGGACUUUGCAUAUGUUGCACGGGACCGGGUAUCAAGGAAGCACAUGUGCCACGUGUUCCGAUGUGACACUCCGGCACGCACCAUCGCCAACACACUGAGGGACAUUUGCAAGAAGAUAAUGAUUGAACGCUCACUCCAGCAAAACCUGAACAAGCCUCUCGACACAGGUUCAGGGGGAGGGGGGGGAGGAAGUCGACUGACCCGCCCCACAAACCUCCCUACCGAGAACCGCCGGACUCACCGUCACCCACAAAUCAUCUCAGCACAGUCCUUCCCAACACCCAUGGAAGAGCCCAAGAAAGUGAUGCGAGUGCAGUAUUGUGGCGUCAUGCAGGUAGAACGGCCCUCAGGCAUGGAGAUCCUCAACUCAGCCAUUGACAGGGUGGUGGAGGCCAACCCACCACCCUGGAGGAACGUGUCCGUGGCUGUUGCACCUUCCACCGUCACCGUCACCAAUACUGAUGAUGGAAAGCAGAUUGCUGAAUGCAGAGUUCGCUUCUUAUCUUUCCUUGGCAUUGGGCGUGACGUGAAGCACUGUGCCUUCAUCAUGCACACUGCCCAGGACCAGUUCAUUGCCCACGUGUUCUUCUGUGAGCCAUCAACAGGCGCACUCUGCAAGACCAUUGAAGCAGCAUGCAAAUUUGACUUCCUGAGCUCUGAGCUGCGGUACCAGAAGUGUCUCGAUGCUCACCCUGGAGUGGGGCGAGGGGGGCGAGGGGCUGGCACCCCACGCACCAUCUCAGCCACACUGCGCUCCGUCCUUGGCACCAUCACUGGCCGCAAGGCUCGCUCUGCCGAAUCCUGAGAUGAGGACUCACCUCUGCAGGACUUGUGGUGGCGCCCUGCAGAGCGUGAGGUGAUUCCCCAUAGACACCUGGCCAGCCCCAGUGCACCGCCCACUGCUGGGUGUCCUUUCUCCUCACGGCAGGUUCAGGCGCUGGUUUCCCCUACGUGUGACACUCCGCCCUCCUAUACCCUGCAUCGCUCCCCCACCACUCCUACCCUAGCACCUCCUACCCCUGCAACACCAAUGUCUCCCUUAGAUGCACUACGCCGUCUACAGCUCCCACCGGACCUCUCCCCUUCCCAAGAAGAGGAUAUCCAUUUACAAGAGGAAAUCAUCUUGGGUGAAGGCAGUACUCUCUUGCUCGAGUCUGAAGCAGAGGAGGAAGAGGCACACUCAUAUGAAAGGAUAACAGCAGAGUGAAAGUAGUUGAUAAAUGUAUCCUGAACAAGUGCCAUUUUGUCCACUUGAUAGUUAGUGGCAGCUGCGUUGGUCUAAGGCAGUGAGGGAGGGAGUAGCAAAAUUUUAAGAGAGAUUGGUCUGCAGUAAGUGCAUCACAUUUAUAGGAAACAGGAUAAAGGCAGACAUAUCCUUCAUAAAUCCUCCCUCCCUCUGCCUAUAAGAUGGUGUGAUUGAUACCAGUUAUAGAUCCUUGCCUCAACAGGCCCUCUUAUCUGGGAUUAAUAAAUAGGCAUCACUGCCUCAAAUUUACUCCCUGUUGAGUGUCUUUGAGUAGCCUCGUACUCUGAACUUUCUCUUGUACUAUAGAAAUUUGCAUCUAUUUCAGAAUUGACAAUGGGUGGUUGCUUCAGCUCUUUGCUUGGGACAAGGGUGGAUUGGUGCCUACAUUCCAGAAACAGGGGCAGGUCAGAGCUUGGACUCGGCCCUUCUUAAAGACCAGAUGAAGACUUUUCUUAAGCAGCUUUAAGCUGUACAUGUAUAUUGAGUCUUUUUGUGUACAUCCAUGUGGUCUUGAGGAAUCUGCCUCAGUCACUCAAAUACUAGUAAACCCAUUACUGUCCAAGUCUCAGCAUCUCUUAACUUAUUUUUCCCUCAUCCUUGAACAGUAACUUAUUUUAUAUUUGAGGAUAUAUUUUUGUAUUAGUUUAUGUAGGGCAGCCAGAUAUUAGUCAUUCUGUACCUCAUGUACUUCAUUACUUCUAUACUUAUAUGUCUUAAGUAACAUACCAUGAGCUACAUUCCUUUCAAAGGUCAGAGGAUCUGUUUGACGGUCAGGCAAGUUUUGUAGUUUGCAGCGUCCUUGCAAGGAUCCAAGGAGUGUGUCCUCCAGGCAGGACUUUCAGUAGUGUUUUUCCUGGCAGGGUGCUACACACCAUUUGCAUCCCUUGUAGGAUACCCCAGGGGCCCCUGGCAUUGCAUGGUAUCCUGGCAGGGUAUUUGGCAGCAUGUCAUCGGUACUUAAAUAUUCCAUGUUUCCCAUAUGCUCCACUGUAAUGAAUUAGAAUCUCAAUGGCAGCUCCCUUCUCAACAUAUAGCUGAUGUGGAGGUUUGUGGUUAGGACAGGGAGGCCUGAACUGGCUGCAAGAUCAUACCUUUUAAGAUUGGAUUACUGAUUUUUCCAUACUGGUGUUGUAAUUUUGUCUUCAGACUAUGGAACACAGUCUGCACCAAAGUGGUCUUGGUGUUAUAAAGGGAGGCCUCUGCUGCUCCCUGGCCUACUGCUGCAACCUGAAAGGAAAUAAGGAAGGUAAAAAUACAAGUGGCAAGUGCAAGAUGACAGUAGCAUGUAUAGCUUGUAGUCUGUUUUGUGUGCCCACCAUGAUCACAGCAUACAAGAGAGAGCCUUGGCUAUAGCAGGUAAUGGGUCACAACAACCAUCUCCUAACUUGGCCCGAAGGUCCACAUAAAUAUUAAUGUAGAAUCUUUUAGAAUAAAGUGUAAAGUGUCUCACAGCAUCAAUAUAGUUAUCUGUUAUGUUCUCUCAACUGUCUGUAACUUCAAUCAGAUAUCUUAAGUUUCAUUAAGAUUGCCUAGAGCAGUACAUAUAUAACCUAUUGUAUAUAGGAGAAGCUGUGUGUGAUAACCUGCCUGGGGCCUGCUGCUGCCACCUCACACAUGGACUCAUUAUUAGCCCUCUGUAUCGGGAGUGUUAAGUAUCUUACACGGGUUGGUUUGCAUACGUGUAGUUCCCGUGUGUGAGGCAGCAGGCAGACAGAGACACCUGCUGGCUGUCACCAUCAUGUGGUGGAGUGUGCCUACAUGCUUGCGAUAGUGACAUCAGUAAUACUGAAUACUUUAAAAAUAUAUAUUGUAGUUUAGCCUUAGCAAGCAGGGGAUAUACAAGUUUCUCUUAUCCUAGGCAUUGAAUUAGAUGAAGUGACAGUCAUUGUAAACUGAAGGCUCUGACAUCUAACACUGACCCCAGCAGCUGUCUCUGCUCCCCCUCCCACCUGCUGAACAAACUGUUGUAAAGUUUAUAGAACUGAGUUGAACCUUGGUUUGAUUUCUAUCAGAAUUGUAUAAAGUAAGGACAUAUACAUAUAUAUAUAAUAUAUAUACAUAUAUAAAUACUCUGGAGGAAAAGAUCUGCCUGUGUCGGGUUACAGAGAUUUAACGAUAGAAUGAGAUAAGUAAAGACUUUACCUGCAGUAUCACAAUUCCUUAGUCUGAAUUAAGUCACUUUUGUUAUGAAGGAAAUUCCAAGAUCUGUUUAUCAAGUUAAGUGUUUCAUUUUAACACACAUGUCUGUACAGCUCAUGUAUUUAAGUGCCUGUCAGUCUGCAUUGCAGGUGCUUACACAAACCUUAUCAGUGUCAAUACUCAUGUGUGAACAAAAUACAUUAUUACAUAGAACACA
Molecule: messenger RNA, 7596 nt
Organism: Eriocheir sinensis (Chinese mitten crab)
Lineage: Eukaryota; Metazoa; Arthropoda; Malacostraca; Decapoda; Varunidae
Exons: 17
Coding region: 486-4799 (1437 amino acids)
Biological process (GO): regulation of DNA-templated transcription
Cellular component (GO): nucleus; cytoplasm
Molecular function (GO): amyloid-beta binding; transcription factor binding
Source: RefSeq, a predicted model, not a curated record